AUGGCGACCAAUUCGGAUUUCUCUCUGUGUACUGUUACAUCGACGGAAGAUGCAGACUGGCCAGCGCUGGAGGUGCGCCUAAAGACGGCCUUCGUUCUCCUGCGUUCGCGCUUCCCAAAUUUUCCACACUUCUAUGGCUUCUGUGAAUUCUACACCUUUGUUCGAUGCUAUAGGGCGGUCGGGCCCGACGAGCGCCAGAAUGAAAAUCAAACUCAAUACGGCAUGGUGCCUUGCUUUGACGACGAGGACCCCGGAGAGGAGCCCAGGAGGGAGUUCGUCGACCUACAAACGGACAGCGACUCGUUACGCGAAUGGACGAGAGACGAGGUUCGUCGCUUCCGUCCCCUUCAGGCGGCGGAACUCGACUUUCCCGGUCUCUGCGUCAAGUUUGAAUCACCCUUCCGUGAAACUUCUAGCCCGGUGAAUUCCUGCUUUGCCUUAGAUGAUGCUUCUAGUCGAUGCAAAGAGCAUGCUAGCUUUCAGAACUUCAUAGCCGGAAUUUAA
Messenger RNA from Aspergillus saccharolyticus JOP 1030-1, 504 nucleotides. RefSeq lists its product as uncharacterized. The transcript is spliced from 2 exons. NCBI's taxonomy places the organism in Eukaryota, Fungi, Ascomycota, Eurotiomycetes, Eurotiales, Aspergillaceae. The record is from RefSeq and is a predicted model, not a curated record. The coding region runs from base 1 to 504 and encodes 167 amino acids.